Symbiodinium sp. CCMP2592 is the source of this 3057-nucleotide messenger RNA. NCBI's taxonomy places the organism in Eukaryota, Dinophyceae, Suessiales, Symbiodiniaceae. The record is from the annotation of a GenBank genome assembly.
AUGGCAGACUCGAAGGUGAAGGACAUGGGCCUGGCCGAGUUCGGCCGUAAGGAGCUCACUCUGGCAGAGCAUGAGAUGCCUGGCCUCAUGGCGGCACGCAAGGAGUUCGGCCCCUCGCAGCCUUUCAAGGGCAUGAACAUCAACGGCUCCCUGCACAUGACCAUCCAGACCGGCGUUCUGAUCGAGACGCUGGCUGCCCUGGGUGCCAAGGUGCGUUGGUGCUCGUGCAACAUCUUCAGCACGCAGGACCACGCAGCGGCUGCCAUUGCCAAGGCAGGCACUUCCACGGUCUUCGCGUGGAAGGGCGAGACGCUGCCCGAGUACUGGUGGUGCACGGAGCAGAUGAUGACCGUGCCGGGAGCUGAUGGCUGCGACCAGCUGGUGGAUGACGGCGGCGAUGCCACUCUGCUGAUCCACAAGGGCAAGGAGUUCGAGGAGAAGUUCGCCAAGGACGGCAGCCUGCCAGAUCCUUCCAGCACGACCAACGCCGAGUUCAAGUGCAUCUUGCAGUUGCUCAGGGACUCGAUCCAGGUGGACAAGACCAAGUACACCCGCAUGGCGGCCAAGUGCAAGGGUGUCAGCGAGGAGACGUUGCGGGUCUUGGGUGCGGGGUGUCAGGAUUUCGGAGCGAUUUGUGAAAGUGCGAAGGUUUGCGUGAGGCUUCGGGGUUUUCAUCAUUUUGGCGUGUUGGCUCUGAGCGGGUAUGGUGCCAACCAGCAGGAGACCACCACCGGUGUCCACCGCCUGCGCGAAAUGGCGGCCAAGGGCGAGCUGCUCUUCCCGGCCAUCAACGUCAACGACUGCCGGUUCUUUUUGUUGUGUGAUUGUGACUGCGUUACCAAGAGCAAGUUCGACAACGUGUACGGCUGCCGCCACUCCCUGCCGGACAGCAUCAUGCGCGCCACGGACGUGAUGAUCGGCGGCAAGCGUGCCCUCGUGGCCGGCUACGGCGAUGUGGGCAAGGGCUGCGCCUUCGCCAUGCGCGGAGCCGGCGCACGGGUGCUGAUCACCGAGAUCGACCCCAUCUGCGCAUUGCAGGCGUGCAUGGAGGGCUUCCAGGUCGUGACCCUUGAGGAGUGCGUGGGUGAGGUGGACAUCUUCACCUCCGCCACUGGCAACUUCAAGAUCAUCACCCUGGAGCACAUGAAGAAGAUGAAGAACAACGCCAUCGUGUGCAACAUCGGCCACUUCGACAACGAGAUCGCCAUGGAGGAUCUGGAGAAGUGCCCUGGCAUCAAGGUGGAGAACAUCAAGCCGCAGGUGGAUCGCUUCGUCUUCCCGGAUGGCCACGGCGUGAUCGUGCUGGCCUCCGGCCGCCUUGUGAACCUUGGCUGUGCCACCGGCCACCCUUCCUUCGUGAUGUCUUGCUCUUUCACCAACCAGGUGCUGGCCCAGUUGGACAUCCUGGAGAACUGCACCAAGGCUAAGAACUACAAGAACGAUGUGUACCUGCUGCCCAAGAAGCUGGAUGAGAAGGUGGCCGCACUCCACCUGCCGUCCCUGGGUGCCAGCAUGACGAAGCUGAGCAAGGAGCAGUCCGACUACAUCGGCGUGCCUGUUGAGGGGCCUUUCAAGCCGGUGAAGGACAUGGGCCUGGCCGAGUUCGGCCGUAAGGAGCUCACUCUGGCAGAGCAUGAGAUGCCUGGCCUGAUGGCGGCACGCAAGGAGUUCGGCCCCUCGCAGCCUUUCAAGGGCAUGAACAUCAACGGCUCCCUGCACAUGACCAUCCAGACCGGCGUUCUGAUCGAGACGCUGGCUGCCCUGGGUGCCAAGGUGCGUUGGUGCUCGUGCAACAUCUUCAGCACGCAGGACCACGCAGCGGCUGCCAUUGCCAAGGCAGGCACUUCCACGGUCUUCGCGUGGAAGGGCGAGACGCUGCCCGAGUACUGGUGGUGCACGGAGCAGAUGAUGACCGUGCCGGGAGCUGAUGGCUGCGACCAGCUGGUGGAUGACGGCGGCGAUGCCACUCUGCUGAUCCACAAGGGCAAGGAGUUCGAGGAGAAGUUCGCGAAGGACGGCAGCCUGCCAGAUCCUUCCAGCACGACCAACGCCGAGUUCAAGUGCAUCUUGCAGUUGCUCAAAGACUCGAUCCAGGUGGACAAGACCAAGUACACCCGCAUGGCGGCCAAGUGCAAGGGUGUCAGCGAGGAGACGUUGCGGGUCUUGGGUGCUGAUUUCGGAGCGAUUUGUGAAAGUGCAAAGGUUCUGCAUGAGACCACCACCGGUGUCCACCGCCUGCGCGAAAUGGCGGCCAAGGGCGAGCUGCUCUUCCCGGCCAUCAACGUCAACGACUGCGUUACCAAGAGCAAGUUCGACAACGUGUACGGCUGCCGUCACUCCCUGCCUGACAGCAUCAUGCGUGCCACGGACGUGAUGAUCGGCGGCAAGCGUGCCCUCGUGGCCGGCUACGGCGAUGUGGGCAAGGGCUGUGCCUUCGCCAUGCGCGGAGCCGGCGCACGGGUGCUGAUCACCGAGAUCGACCCCAUCUGCGCAUUGCAGGCGUGCAUGGAGGGCUUCCAGGUCGUGACCCUUGAGGAGUGCGUGGGUGAGGUGGACAUCUUCACCUCCGCCACUGGCAACUUCAAGAUCAUCACCCUGGAGCACAUGAAGAAGAUGAAGAACAACGCCAUCGUGUGCAACAUCGGCCACUUCGACAACGAGAUCGCCAUGGAGGAUCUGGAGAAGUGCCCUGGCAUCAAGGUGGAGAACAUCAAGCCGCAGGUGGAUCGCUUCGUCUUCCCGGAUGGCCACGGCGUGAUCGUGCUGGCCUCCGGCCGCCUUGUGAACCUUGGCUGUGCCACCGGCCACCCUUCCUUCGUGAUGUCUUGCUCUUUCACCAACCAGGUGCUGGCCCAGUUGGACAUCCUGGAGAACUGCACCAAGGCUAAGAACUACAAGAACGAUGUGUACCUGCUGCCCAAGAAGCUGGAUGAGAAGGUGGCCGCACUCCACCUGCCGUCCCUGGGUGCCAGCAUGACGAAGCUGAGCAAGGAGCAGGCCGACUACAUCGGCGUGCCUGUUGAGGGGCCUUUCAAGCCGGACACGUACCGCUACUAA